Messenger RNA from Drosophila albomicans, 1147 nucleotides. RefSeq names its product hydroxysteroid dehydrogenase-like protein 1. Bases 21 to 950 code for a protein of 309 amino acids. The record is from RefSeq and is a predicted model, not a curated record. NCBI's taxonomy places the organism in Eukaryota, Metazoa, Arthropoda, Insecta, Diptera, Drosophilidae. Gene Ontology annotation, molecular function: oxidoreductase activity. Gene Ontology annotation, cellular component: endoplasmic reticulum. The transcript has 3 exons.
UUUAAUAUAACGCCUACAAAAUGCUGAGUGCACUUUGCAUAUUCUAUAUUGGUUUAUGUUUGAUCAUUGGCUUUUUAUUUAGACAACUGCGAAUACCUUUGAAAAUAUUGAAAGUACAACUGUGUAAUAAUAGGAAUUCAAAAUACAGUCUAAAGGAGCGUUUUGGUUCAUGGGCGGCAGUUACCGGCAGCAGCGAUGGCAUUGGCAAGGAAUAUGCCAAGGAAUUGGCGCGACAUGGAAUCAAUGUAGUUCUAAUUGCGAGGAACGAAGAGAAACUCAAGGCCGUUGCCAAUGAGAUCAGUCAGGAGUCCAAAGUCGAGACGAAGAUUGUCGUGGCGGACUUUACACAGGGUCCAGAAGUGUACGAACACAUUGAACGUGAAUUGGCCGACACACCAAUAGCCAUUUUUGUUAACAACGUGGGCAUGAGUUUGCAAGGUGCGAUUUAUGCACACACCAAAGAAGAUGUCCAGAAAUUGAUUGACACUAACAUUGUGGCUGUCUCACAACUUUCGCGCUACUUUUUCAAGCGGUUGCAAGAUUCUCACAUUAAGGGAGCCAUUGUUAAUCUGGGUUCUGUGAUGGAACAUCAACCAGCACCAUUUGGAGCUAUGUAUGCUGCCUCCAAAGCUUACAUUCGCAGCUUUACCCUGGCAUUAGGCGACGAGGCAGCUAGAUACGGGAUUCAUGUGCAGCUUCUCUCGCCCGGCUUUGUGGUGACCAACAUGAACAACUUUUCCACUCGCUUUAUGAGAGGAAGUCUGUUCGUCCCAACUGCGGAUAUGUAUGUUCGUAGUGCUGUUGCUCAGUUAAGGGCUUGUGUUAUUGAAACUUCGGGAUACGUCUGGCAUCAGGUUCUGUAUGCAGGCUUAAUGCUCUUGCCAUGGAGAUUACGUCUGCUUAGCAUCCGACUAGUAUGUAAAAAUGUUUCUGACAAACAAUUGGAAUAGAAGCACAGCAUACUUUUGGGGGUAGUAAAAUAUAGAUUGUUUAAAUGGUUGUUGUCUUGGCUACACGCAGUCUCAACUGCUAAUGCCUAAGGUGUUGUGCAACAUGUUGAAGACGUUUUUAAUAGUGUUCUUUAAGAAAUUUAAUUUAUUAUAAGUUUUAUUUUUAAUGAACUCAAAACAUACAUUUACAUUGCAUG